GGACUGACAGCCACUGAUUUGUUUAUUUGUUUAGACUUUAUCCGUCUGCGCGAUUGGCAACAACACUUGAUUUCUCUGAGUUCCGAAUCUAGAUUUCAGACGCUACCCUGUGUCACGGCUGAAUUUUCGUGGUAUUUUAUGUAAGAAACCAUUAGCUUUCAUAUGAUGGUAUUUAUUGCUGCUUAGUCUUACUGAAGAUUAAAGUCAAAGCUUUCUGGUUUUAAAUUGACAAGAUGGCUUUAGGUCCAUAUUGUAAAGCACUUGGGAUUGAUGAAGAAGUCCUGAAUGGCCAAAAAAUUAAGGUAUGUGAAGCUAAAAGUAUUUCAAAUGGCAUAAUGUGGGAAUUAAAAAAGUAUAAAACUAACAAGAAAUUGACCACAAAAGAUCUUAUUGAAUGGCUGAUUAAAAUAUUCCAAGUAAAAUGUGAAAAUUCAGAAGAACUUCAAGAAAAAUUGGACAAAAAAUUUGAGACCCUUGUAGGUUUCCGAAGUACCAUCACUAGGGCUCCUCAUAAGUAUCGUGGCGAGUUGGAGCGAUUGAUGAAUUCUGCUUUUGAUUUUCCUGAAGAAAUGGGUAUGGAUCCUGUUCCACCUUUUGAGCCUACUGUGUGUGCAAAUCUUGGUCCUAAAUUGUUGAAAGUGUUAAAGGAAAAGGGGGGUGAUGAUGAUGAUUCUGUUGACAUGUCAGGUCAUUCUGAUGAUGAUGACGAACAAGCCAAAAAACGAAAAGCUAGGGAAGAAAUCAUUCAGUUGAAGAAGGAUUUGGGUACUGCACGAAAAGUCAUAAUUUCUCUUAAUGAUAAAUUGAAUGAUCUGAAUAAGCGUUGCCAAAUUCUAAAUGAUUUAAGUAAAACUAGUGUAUCAGAACGUAGGCGAAUCGAGCAUGAUAUUGCAAAGUUGAAAAAUGAGUGGAAUGCUAUAAUGGUAACUUGGCAUGAUUUAAUGGAGCGUUUGAAUCAUGUGAACAAUAACAAAGGAAAUUACUUGGAUGUCGGUUACAUGGUUCGUCGUAAUAAAACUAAGCAGGGCAUAUUUGACGAGUUGAGUUUCGAAUUUGAAAAGACUCUGGAGGAUUUCAAAUAUAAAUUAACCUACAUGAUUGAAAAAGAAAGAAGAAAGAAAAAGGUGGUAUCUCGAGAAUAUCGCCAAAAAAGCACAAAAGAUAGGAAGAGGGCAAGGCAGGAGAGUGAUGAUGGUGCCGAAGAUGCUAAGAAACCUUGCUUAUCUGAAGAAGCCUUAAAGCAACCAGCGCCACCUGCCGCCACUUCUAUUAGUGUGGAUGAAUUUUUGAAGUCUGAAAAGGUUGAUGAAUUUAAGGCUGGUAAAUUUGUUAAUGCAUUGAAAGCUAUUUACAUUGAGUUAACUUCAAUGCCAUUCCCAUGUAAUGAUGUCCAUGAAAUUAUUUAUUCGAUACUUGAUGAGCUUGAGCCUUUGAAUACUGAUAAAAUUCCAACGCAAUCAUUUGCUGGAAAUAUAUAUAUGGAAGCACAUAUGGCAGUUUCUUUGCAGGCAUUUUCAGAUCUUCUGAACAUGAAUAAAAUAUCUAUUUGCAAUGAUGGUGUAACCAAAUUUUCACUGCAAGAUGCUACUUAUGAUGUUACUUUAGCUAAUGAAACUAAUUUGAAAUUGGGAGUAAAAGAUAUAUCUAAAGGCAGUCCCGAUACUUCAUUGUGUCUUUUAAAAGAUUUGUUCUCAGAAAUCUUAAAUUGCAAAGUGGAUGGAAGUCAGGCUGCUGAAGCUUUUCUUAAAAAAGCUAAAACUUUGAUUCCAGAGUAUGAUUUCUUUGAUAAGAAAAUAAUAGAGAUCCUUUUCUUGUAUAAACAGCAGCUCUCUCCUCUCAUUCCAUCAGAUUUAGAUAGCUUAUCUGAUGUUUUUCAAAAUAAAGUGUAUCUUUUCAAUAAUUUUUGCACUGGUUUGUACUUCCUAUUAGGAUUAGCCAAAUUAACUGAUUUUACAGUUUUAGCUUGGGAAAGUAUGUCAUUUGGACCAAGUGCUGGCAACUGGGAAAAUGGGCUCAGAACAAGUAAAACUGUGCAACAGAUUUAUUCAUUCUGUAACAUUGUCAAUCCUGAAUCCACAGAAAAAAUCAGUAUCGAGUUCAGAGAAUUUCUUCAAAAAACAAAGAAGCUUGAUUCACAACCACUGGCUCCUUGUAAAGGAAAUCUUUUUAAUGUGAUUUUUCACAAUAGUGCAGGCAUAUGGUUUUAUCAUGAAACCAACAUUUUGACAGAGUUUUUUGAGGCAAUGAAGCAGAAAGAAGUUUCAGUUGAUGACCUUUCUAAUCUUCUGAAUGAGAAACAUAGUUAUCCAUUUGCAAAAGCUUUAGGUCUCUUGGGUAAAUUGGUAGCAGUUCCAUUGUGGACCGUUCUGGAAGAUGAUGAUGUAAAGAUUGGAUUAAGAUACAACUCAUUGUUGAAAAAAGUGGAAAGCUGGUCCAAAGAUGCUUCCAAGUUCAUGAGAGGACAAGAGCGCUUAUUUGAUGAUGUACCUGUAUCUCAUGAUGCUGUUUAUGUCAGUUUAAUUAAAGAUAAUGAGGCAAGUGAUGCAUUAACCAAGGAGCUGCUGGAACUAUUAUUCACUGCUUUCGUGCCAUAUAUAAAGUAUUUCUUAUCCGGCCCUGCAGCUUUGGAGAACAGUGGAGAAAAUUCAAUGGAAGUCGACUCUGAUGGUAAGAAAACAAUCCAUGAAGAUUUUGGAGCUUUUGACAGAAUUACAAUUAAUAUGCAUUCUGUUGCAACUUAUGCUCAGGAUGCUCUUGUCUUAUACAGUAAAACAAGAAAUGGAGAAUGGCAGGAUAAACUAUGCAAUAAGGAAAACCUGAAAGUAUUUGAAUUUGUUGAGAAGAAUUGCAAUGACCAUUUGAAGACUUUAUACCAAAGAAAGAUAGUAUUGGAUGGUAAAUUAAAUACAGGAGAAUUGGACCAGAAUAGUAAGUGGAAGCUUAUUGAAAAGAAGUACAAGCUUAUUGAUGAUGUAAUGAAAUGGGGUGGUCUUUGGAAAAAUGAAAAAGAAAUGGAAGCCCAAAUAAAAGAAAUGAAAGAAAGUGAUAUGCUAAAUGCUUUAAGAGCUCAGAUUCGCUUCAGAAGACAUGUACUGGGCGAAGAACAUGAAAAUAAUUUAUUAGAUUUGGCGUCUGAAGGAGAAUGCUUCACUGCUGCCAAAUUAUGUGAGCAUCUGAAGACUAUUUUGAAGAAAGAAUGCCAAUUAACUGAGAGGAAUCUUGAACUUGCCACAGCUACUGAUGAUAAAGAGAUAAAAGAACAAGUAACUAAGCUUUGUGACAAUGCACCAGAAUUGAAGCAAGUUACCGAACCUGGAAAAAGCUGUGUGCCAAAAGAAAACUUCCAUUGGCUUCUUGGAAAACUGGUUAAACAUACUUUUGCUGCUGAGCAAGAAAAGGAAACUUGCACUGGUGUGUGCUUUGCUAGAAAGAAUGAUGCAUGUGGAGAAUGUUCAUACUUUAUCCGUUACAAAGAAAAGGGUGUCUUCCGAGUUCCUGAUGCCAGAAUAGCAGAAGAUUUAAAGAAUCAGAGUCUUAAAGUUAUUGAUCCUUCGGUGAAUGAUUUAGUUGGAUCAAGGCUUAGCCGAGCAUUUAUAAAGGAUGAUGGAGACCUGGAAUGGCUUGAUUGCAAAGUUGUUGGCGUUACCAAUCGAGGUUCAGACUUUGUAGUGGAAUUUGACUUUUAUGGUGCUCAUAUGCCAAUUACUGAAUGGAAUGCUGUACCAGAGUUGGAAACUUUUACUUUUGCUACACGUCUUUUGGAGGAGUACCGAACUGGUCAUCUUCGGUUACUGUAAUUUUUCUUAACUUUCACAUCAGAGAGUUAAGUGCCUAACAACACCAUCUACAUGGAGGAAGUGGUACAUUGUGUGAAAAGUUUAUUUUGCUUUAGUUUUGAAAUGACUGUACAGUGUUUUGCUGUUUUAUGCAUCAUCGUAUACCUAUAUUUAGGUAUAUCAUAUGACAUCUUCAUAAACCAUUUUGAAUUUAUUGCAUAUAAUAUAUGCACAUUUUGUCAUUUAUAAUGCUUAUCAUUUUUUCAUAAACAAAUCAUGCAUACUUAUAUACUUUUGUUUUAUAUUCAUUGGAUUGAAUAAGUUAUCCCUGCCCAUGUCAUUUGGCUUAUUCUCAAUUUAUGUAUAAAAUCUGUAUCCUUAAACAGUUUACUUCAUAAUUACACAAUUUACAUCUGUAUACUUGUAUAUUAACAAAUCAUGUUAUUGGUGUAAAUGCUGAUAUUUAAAAUUUCUAAAUCCAUGCAAAAUCAUUUUUAGGUCAGUAUUUCUUUCUAAACAGUUUUUAUGUAUUCUGUCAACAUAACCUGCAUUUAUGUCUUAUUAAAUUGAAUGAAUAUGUUUGAAUUUUUAAAAUAAAUUUUUAGGUUAAUAUACUUUCAAAUUAAUUUGAAAUGCAUUUUAAGUUUGUAUUUAAUAAUCAUAAAAUUGAUUUGCUUAAUUAAAAUAUCAUGGGAAUAUUUAAUGUAUAAUAUUUUCUAAAUUGCAGAAUACUGUUUAGCUAUUUUGCUUAUCAAGUUUUAUAAUGGUCAUCUUUAAACUUAAAUUGAUAAUGCAAGUUGUAGACAGAUUAUCUCCUGAUUUGUUGGCAUUUUUUUUAAAAAUCUUUCACCAUAACGUAUGAACAAAUGUCUUAGAAAUGCAUGUAUUCAUUAGAGAGAAUUUCUUAUCUAAGUCUCACUAUUGUCUUAGCAAUAUCUUGCUUUACUUAUUUUGGUGAUAAAAACCAAGUUAUUUUUAUUGAUUAAAGCAUACUUUUAAACUUGUUUUUUGCAUUUAAACACAUGAACAUCUGCUUUAGAGCUCUGAAGCAGCCUAUCAUAGCCUAUUUUAUCUCCUGGCUGUUAAUUUGUCCAUGUUUUAAAUAGGCACACAAGUUUUUAACUUUUGUAUCAUCAAUGUUUUUAUGAAGCUGCAUUUUAUUAGUGUGAGAUAAGUAAUUCAGAUUUUAAAAGCUUAUUUCAUAUUGUCAAUUCUAUUGUAUUCACAGUGUUGUAUUCUGGUAUGAGGUAUUUGCAAUGUUAUGUCAUUUCAGAUGACAUUUAUAAUUGUCUCCAUUUCCAUAAACAAAGGUUUUAAAAAUAUAUCUGCUGUAUGUGUAUAGUAAAUGAUCAAUUUGCGUAUUAUACUUAUAUUUUAAAUCAGAUGGAAAGUUAUUAGAUGUUUAAGCAAGCUAAUUAAGGUGAACUACUUUAUUGUAUUUUUGGAGUGUUGAACCUUUUGUCAAAUUUUUCUUUUGAAGUAAUUCAGUUUUUGUUUUAUAUUUCUUUAUUUUGUGUCUGUGUAAAACUUUAUUUUCUUAUUUGUGGUAUGUUAUAAUUUUAAACAUGAUAAAAAUGAUUUGUUAACUGGGAAAUAUUUUGGGUAAUUUUUUCAUUAUUUUGUAAUGGGAAAUGUGCAGUGUUUAAAAAUUAAUAUAUAAUGCAAGCUGUUUUGGUAAAUGUGUUUGUGAGAAAUGUACAGGAGUAAAAUGCUUUUGGGAAAUUUGAUAGUUUUAGUUGUAUUUGUUACAUGGAAUCUUCUGUGAAAAUAUUUCUAUACUCAAAUAUAAAACCCUAUACUUAAACAUCAAUAUUUUAUGUAGUUGAUAAGUAUUGUCAUUUGUGUAGAUUUCAUUGUGAUUUUAAUGAAUGUUGGUACCACAGGUGAUGGUAAUCUAAGGCAUAUUCAUUAAAAUGGUAACAUUUGGAAGUUAAUGUCAUCGUGUUUUAGUAUUUGCAUUUGUGUCUUAUAAAUUAUGUGCUAGAUAUAAUCUCAUUUUUUUUAAAAGUUCAGUUUAUGUAUUCAUAUGAGGAAUUGGGCCAAAUGGUUAUAUUGUAGAAACUUCCCAUUCCUGUGUAGUUUUGAUGUAACAUUUUCAUCUGAUAAAUAAAUGUCAUUUUGCUCGUAAAA
Messenger RNA from Argiope bruennichi, 5906 nucleotides. RefSeq lists its product as uncharacterized. NCBI's taxonomy places the organism in Eukaryota, Metazoa, Arthropoda, Arachnida, Araneae, Araneidae. Gene Ontology annotation, molecular function: 3'-5'-RNA exonuclease activity. The record is from RefSeq and is a predicted model, not a curated record. The transcript has 2 exons. The coding region runs from base 234 to 3797 and encodes 1187 amino acids.